AUGUCAUUGAGAAAGUCAGGACUUCAAAAAGAGGUCUUAGCACUCUAUAGACGUGCAUUACGUAUGGUCCGUACCAAACCAGCUUUGACCCAGGCAAAAUUCCUCCUCUUCGUGCGCUACAACUUUCACACACAAGCAUCUUCUGUAUCACCUCGCGAAGUUGCAGCUAUAGAGCACCUUCUCCGUCGUGGUAGAAGGCAACUAGAGAUGUACGAGCAGCCCUCUGUCAAAGACUGUCGGAUAUCACAAGUCAUGAGUGAUUGGGAGCAAAGCCGACGCGGAUCACGGACAACUUCACAUUAA
Molecule: messenger RNA, 303 nt
Organism: Suillus bovinus
Lineage: Eukaryota; Fungi; Basidiomycota; Agaricomycetes; Boletales; Suillaceae
Exons: 2
Coding region: 1-303 (100 amino acids)
Biological process (GO): mitochondrial respiratory chain complex II assembly
Cellular component (GO): mitochondrion
Source: RefSeq, a predicted model, not a curated record